This is a messenger RNA of Rhododendron vialii, 3801 nucleotides long. RefSeq names its product pentatricopeptide repeat-containing protein At4g31850, chloroplastic-like. The coding region runs from base 38 to 3658 and encodes 1206 amino acids. The record is from RefSeq and is a predicted model, not a curated record. NCBI's taxonomy places the organism in Eukaryota, Viridiplantae, Streptophyta, Magnoliopsida, Ericales, Ericaceae. The transcript has 7 exons. Gene Ontology annotation, molecular function: protein binding.
AACAAAUACGGGAGCGGCUGUUAGGUGGCUCAGGAUCAUGGAAGAGGGAAGUUGUAAACCUAACAAAGUAGUGUAUAGCACAAUCAUUGACAGUCAUUGCAAGGAUAGAAUGUUGGGUGAUGCUUUGAACCUUUUUUACGAAAUGAAAGAGAAAGGGGUUCACCCGAAUUUUGUUACUUAUACCUCUUUGAUUCAUGGCUUAUUUAGUUGUGGCCAGUGGAAGGAGGCUACAAGAAUGUUGGGACAAAUGUUGGAUAUUGGUAUCUCCCCAAAUGCCCCUACACUCACUGUCUUGGUUGAUGCACUUAGCAAGCAAGGGAAGGUAAAAGAGGCAGAGGAAGUAGUUGAAAGCAUGAUUCGCAAAGGUGGUGUGCAUCCUAAUGCAAUCACGUACACUUCUUUAAUGAAUGGAUAUUGUUUGCAAGGCCAGAUGGAUGAGGCCAUGAGAGUAUUGAAUACCAUGGCGGAUAGGGGCAUUCAACUGAAUGUUCAUAGCUACACCAUUUUAAUCAGGGGAUAUUGCGAUAAUAUGAAAAUAGACGAGGCCAUCAGUCUCUUUCGAGAAAUCCCUCAAAGAGGUUUGAAGCCUAACCUUGCAACUUUUACCACUAUCUUUACAGGUAUCUCUCGGCUUGGUAGAUAUACAGUUGCUCGAGAACUUCUCAAUGCAAUGGAACUUGCAGGCCUAACUCCCGAGAGUAGAACUUAUGUUAUGUUCUUAAGCGGGCUUUGCAAGACCGGGCAUAUAGAUGAAGCAUUGUCAUUAUUUCACAUGAUUGAAAACAAAGGUUUACGUCUCAAUAUUGUUUUUUACAAUAUCAUGAUUGAUGCAUUUUGCAAGAAUAAUAACCUUGAAAGUGCAAGGGAUCUUUUUAUUAAACUUUCUUCCAAGGGGUUACAACCUGAUUUCAUUGCAUAUGAUGUCAUGAUACGCGGUCUUUGUAAAGAAGGGUUUUUGGAUGAAGCUAAAGAGUUGUUAGUGAAAAUGGACCAGAAUGGUGUAUUGCCUGUUAGUGGCACUUACAACGCUAUCAUCCAAGGUUUAUUUAAACAACAGAAGUUCAAUGAGGCUAUGGUACUUUACGAGGAAAUGGUUGGAAGGGGUAAUUCACCCAAUGCUUCUACUUUUCGCAUGGUUAAGGAUUUAAUCUCAACUCAGGGAUUCGAUACGAUCUUGCUCUCCAAGAAGAAGAAUGGAAAGGGCAGAAGAAUUGUUUUGAUGGGAAAAGCAGUGAUUGAAUUGGUCCCUACGAAAGCCCAAAAGCCACAGCCUUAUGACCAAUACUCCAUCCCUCCCAAAUUGCUGGAUGGAAUGGUGGAUGAUGCUUUGAACUUUUUGUCUGAAAUGAAAGAGAAAGGCAUUAACCCAGAUGCUGUUACUGGUGGAUGUCUGACUGAUGGCUUGUGUAAGUCUGGCUGGGUUAAGGAGGCUGCAAGAAUGUUUGGAGAAAUGUUGGAUAUUGGUAUCUGUCCUCUGACUCUGCCAUCAGUUGGCAAGUUUGAUUCAUUCCCUGAACUCGAAAGUAGUAUAACUCUUUGGAAACUACGUUCAGAAAAUUUGUGGUUGCAAAUAGUCCGGUCCAAAUCCUUCUUCGAAGAAGGUCUUGGACAAAUCAAAGGUUUGGAAGUCCAAACGACGCCGGUGUCAACCAACCUCCCGUUUUCAAGUUGCGAUCUUAAGUACAAGGAGAGAGAGAGAGAGAGAGAGAGAGAGAGUGGGGAGUCUGGGGCGGAGACGAUGGCUCAGAUUGGUGCUUUUACAAUAAUCAUUCCCAUGGAUGCUGCUACUUACCGAGGAGGUAAUAAUCUUCCCUCUCCACCCCACCAUUCAUCUUUUGCGCUUCAUUCUCAUUCCAACACUAUAAACCCUAGUUCUACUCCUUCGACCAUCAUCAGCCAAGCGAAACGCCAACCUAUUUUCGAAAGAAAAAGAUUAGGGAAACAGAAACCCAGGUCGGGGAAUCUGCGCUUGCAAGAUGUUCCAACCAUUUUCAAAAUCAAUAAGGCGUUGGCGAAUAUUACGAAGUCUGGUAAGUACGGCACGGCUCUUUAUCAUUUCAACGAGUUGCAAUUAAAAGACAUGGAGCUAGAUUUGUACACAUUCAGCAUCGCAAUUAACUGCUACUGUUGCGUGAAUCGAGUUGGCUUUGGGCUCUCUCUUUUAGGCACCAUCUUCAAACGCGGUUACACGCCUGAUGUAGUUAUCUUCAGCACCCUGUUAAAAGGACUUAUUGCACAAGAUAAAGCUGCUGAGGCUCUUUCUCAUUUCAACAAGUUGCAGUUACAAGACAUUGAGCUAGAUUUGUAUACCUUCAACAUUGCAAUUAACUGUUACUGUCGCAUGAAUCGAGUUGGCUUUGGGUUCUCUCUUUUAGGCAGUAUCUUCAAAUAUGGUUAUACACCUGAUGCAGUUACCUUCAACACCCUGUUAAAUGGACUUAUUGCACAACAUAAAGUUACUGAGGCCAUUGAGUUAUUCCAGAAAUUAGUCAACAAAGGAGAAAUGAAACCAUAUGUGGCUACUUAUACCGCUUUGGAAGAGAGAGGGGUUCACCCAAAUGUUGUUACUUAUACCUCUUUGAUUCACGGCUUAUGUAGUUGUGGCCAGUGGAAGGAGGCUACAAGAAUGUUAGGAGAAAUAUCGGAUAUUGGUAUUUCUCCAGACAUCAUUACAUACAGUGUCUUGGUCGAUGCACUUACCAAAGAGGGGAAGGCAAAAGAGGCAGAGGAAGUAAUUAAAGGCUUGAUUGAAAGAGGUGUGCAUCCUAAUGUAAUCACGUACAGUUCUUUAAUGAAUGGAUAUUGUUUGCAAGGCCAGAUGGAUGAGGCCAUGAGAGUGUUGAAUACCAUGGUGGAUAGGGGCAUUCAACCGAAUGUUCAUAGCUACACCAUUUUAAUCAGGGGGUGUUGCGAUAAUAUGAAAAUAGACAAGGCCAUCGAUCUCUUUCGAGAAAUGCCUCAAAGGGGUUUGAAGCCUAACCUUGCAACGUUUACCACUAUCUUCACAGGUAUCUUUCGGUUUGGUCGAUUUACAGUUGGUCGAGAACUUCUCAAUGCGAUGGAACUUGCAGGCCUAACUCCCGACAGUAAAACUUAUGGUAGGUUGUUGCGCGGGCUUUGCAAGACCGGGCAUAUAGUUGAAGCAUUGUCAUUAUUUCACAUGAUUGAAAACAAAGGUUUAGGUCUCAAUGUUGCUAUGUACAAUAUCCUCAUUGAUGCAUUUUGCAAGAAUAAAGACCUUGAUAAUGCAAGGGAUCUUUUCAUUAAACUUUCUUCCAAGGGAUUACAACCUAAUUUCAUUACAUAUAAUAUCAUGAUACGUGGUCUUUGUAAACAAGGGUUUCUGGAUGAAGCUAAAGAGUUGUUAGUGAAAAUGGAGCAGAAUGGUGUAUUACCUGGUAGUGACACUUACAACGCUAUCAUCCAAGGUUUUGUUGAACUACAGAAAUUACAUGAGGCGAUGGUACUUUUUGAGGAAAUGGUUGGAAGGCGUAUUUCACCCCAUGCAUCUACUUUUCACAUGAUUAGGGAUUUAAUCUCAAAUCAGGGAUAUGAUCUUGCUCUCCAAGAAGUGAUAACAAAGUUCAUGCCUAUGAUAGACGUGGAGCUAGGAAGACAAAUUCAUCGCUCAUGGAAGAACAGAAAACUGCCCGCUUGAGGCUACAGACUCCCAAACACCAGAGCCCGUCAGUGGGUACACAGACCUCAGCGACCGGGUUAUCCAAGGACGAAUCCCCAAGGCGAAUGGUGGACACUCGCGAAUGCACAUGAAAAUAAGCUCCACACAAGGAUAAUAUGCUA